Sipha flava (yellow sugarcane aphid) is the source of this 2039-nucleotide messenger RNA. RefSeq names its product vegetative cell wall protein gp1-like. The transcript is spliced from 6 exons. Bases 1151 to 1867 code for a protein of 238 amino acids. The record is from RefSeq and is a predicted model, not a curated record. NCBI's taxonomy places the organism in Eukaryota, Metazoa, Arthropoda, Insecta, Hemiptera, Aphididae.
CCUAAUGUACUUUUGAUUAUUGCACAUUCUCCUGUUUUAGGUGAGUGGGUCGAUUGCCUAUCGGUACAAUAAUUGAAUUAUGACUGAUAUUAUUUCAGUCGACUUAUUUCACAGUGUAUACAGAUCGGAAGACGCGAUCAAGGUCGUGGCGUACCAAGCGUUUGACGUUAUACUUGGUUUCCGUUUUGGAUCCGUCACUAGUUUCGACCGGAACGGCACACCGUCGAGGAGGAUGACGACGACGACCGCGACGACGAUAAUGUGUGAACACGUUGUUGUAUUGUUAAUAUUUAUGACUCGCGUUCGCAACGGUCCGCGUGCAAAUCGGACGAGGGUCGCAAUGAAAAAAAAAAAUGUAAGAGAACGCUUCGCGAGGGUUGAUGUGCGUGUGUAGAAUAUGCUCCGAGUGCACUACUGCACGCUCGGAAAGGAUUAGCCGUUUAACAGAACAAACAAUGGUGUGUGUAUCGUGCACGCACGACGCGGUCAUAUGGUUAUACUGCUAACCGAGCUCUGUUUGAACGGGACAACCUCAUGUCUGAUCACAGCUUGAACGAACCCCAGGGACCGAUCGCUUAUUUGAAACCAGACCAGAGACUAAUACUCAUCCCCUCCAGUCACGAUGCAUACACAUAUAUGUGUAUACAGUUACACGCUUGUUCGUACCACAAAGAUAUAAAUCACACGGAAAGCGUGAUUGAUUUUUGAUUUCAAGUUUUUAGUAUCAAUAAAGCACAUACCUACACUCAUAAGUUAUACGGAUUAAUGUAAAACAUUUUGCUGUCGUUUACCAUAUACAUAUGCAUGUAUAAAAUAAUAUAAUCGUGUAAUGAAGGACCUAAGCAUAAUUUGGCAUUGUAAAUAAAAUAAUUUAAUGCAUAGUCGUAUAAUAUUUAUAUUACACACAAAUAAGAAAAUCAUAAACAUAAUGCAAAAAGGUCGAAAUUCUAAUCAAUCGAAGUAGAACAAUGACCCGUUUGAUUCAGAUGGAAAUCAUCUAUCAGCUACCUUUAUCAAAUAGUGAAAUUAUAAGGAAUUACGUUUAUAUGAUGGCCAACAUGUAAAAAAUGUUUUCAGUAUAAAAGCCAAACAUUGGUCAAACGUUCGACAUGAAUCACACAUUGUUUCUUUGAUUCAGAGUUCUUCAAAAAUGAACACGAAAAUAUUAGCAAUACUAACUGUGACUUUUUUUUUUACCGAGGCUAAAGCAAAUUUUUAUAGUGGUUUUAAGAACCCGUCAUCAUGCUGUGGCUCCGAACCGCCUUAUGGACAACUUCCACUAUCCUACAAUACAGCUUCUUGUGCUCAAUAUCCUUCAUUUCCGCCUACAGCAUUAUUUCCAUCCCCUUCGUUGCUGAAACCCUGUGCUCCAACUUCACCGGGUUCAUGUCAGAUUCCGGACGCUCCGCGACCGACAUCUUUCCAAAACCUAGCUUAUUUUCCUUCGUCCCAGUCUCCUUACCCUGUGCCAUGUGCUCCGCCACCACUCUCUUACCCAGCUCCAUGUUCUCCAUUGUCGAUUUCCUAUUUGUCACCUUUUACACCUCAAUUUUCAUAUUUUUCCUCAUCUUCCGACACAGCCUCUUUUAACCCUUCUCUGUUGGCCAGCUUUAAAAACACAAAAUCUUCAAAGCCUUCAAAGCCUUCUUCUCAUGCUAUAGCGUCCUCGUACAAUACACCUCCAACACGCUUAAAUUCUUGUAAGCUCCGGCCAUACCGCUCUCCAAAAUUCAUACCUGUCCAAUUAAAAUCAUUACCGAAUUUAAAAGCACCAUCGUGUGGCGCUGUUUCUUCUUCCAGUCCUUGUCAACCAGGAUUCGGCUUGAACCCAUCCGUUUUUGCCAAACCAAUAUGCAACUAUAACUAAUUACGAUCUUUCACUACACUUGUACGGAUGUAAAUAAUAUUUUCUUCGCAAAAAACAUAGAUCUCACCGUUUUAAGACUUCAAUCUGUAAAAUAAAAUUAGUUUUAUAAAAUUGAUAUUGUUUUUUUAGUUAUUUUAUUGUAAACAAUAGUACUGUAAAUUUUAGAAUACAC